Messenger RNA from Gongylonema pulchrum, 120 nucleotides. The record is from the annotation of a GenBank genome assembly. NCBI's taxonomy places the organism in Eukaryota, Metazoa, Nematoda, Chromadorea, Rhabditida, Gongylonematidae.
CAUGAUAAAUUGAAAGGUAUGGGUGCAAGCGAAGAGAUCACGGACGAAGAUGCUCGGCAAAUUAUUUUCGAUAUCGAAACUGCAUAUAAUUCAUUUACACGUUUCUUGCACAACUCUUAA